AACAACAAAAAGCACAGCUCUCCACCACUACCACUACUACUACUACUACUACUACUAGCUGUAAAUGACCACCAGUCAAAGGAGGUGGCCCAUUAUGUGCCGUCGUUCUGUCGUAUUAUUAUUAUACGUGAAGAAAGCUGUGCUGUGGGUGAGACGGAGAGAGUCAGGAGACGAGGAAGACGGCGGUGGUGUUAUGAAGUUGGAGUGAUUUUACCGUAAGAUUCUACGCCAGGACAACAAACAAACAAACACACACUUGAUGAGUUGAAGGAGCGAAAGAACGAGAGGAGGUUUGAUGCCUUAGUAAUGUUGAAGUGGACAAACACAAUUGAAUGGUCAAAAUCCCUUUCCCCUAAAAAGGGUUCAGUAAUCGUGAUGAAGGGAAAGGUGAAAAAAUCAUCCCCAAGACGAGAAAAUGGAACUCCCAGCAAACCAUCUCUAAAGACCACACCAGCUCCUGUUGCAGGAAAACCCACUUCUUUGCCACAAAACCAAAUGUUAACAGAUCCAAACAGAAAUCAGACCCCUGAAAGUAAAGCUGAAUAUACUUCAGCAUCAAACAAGGGCCAAACAACAAACCAGUCAAACAAACCCCAACCCAUUCAAACUGGCCUGGUAAAAGACCCUGAAACUGGUCCCAGAGGAAAUUUGAAUGGCUCUUCCACCCCACUGCCUGAUAACCAUUUAUAUCAACGGAGCCAGGGAAGCCCUACAAAUAUUUCACCUCAGAUCUCCUUACCUGAUGAUGUUCCAAAAAAUAUUCCUCAAUCACAAAGCCCUCAACCCAAUCCUGAUUUUUAUAAUCGUUCCCCGCAACAUAUGGCCACUCCUUCAUCACCACCCCCACGUCCAAGCUCUCCCCCCCACUCAAAACUGGUAUCACAAACUUUAACUAGGGAUGCUUAUCCAUCUCCAAAGCACCAAGCACCUUCCCAACCCUAUCCUUCUUCUUUGCAAACUCCACACAGUCACACCAACUCACCAUCUCCCAAACACACAAAUUUGAACACUACCUCACAUCAGCCUCAAUAUAGUCCACAUGCCUCUUCUGUACAUCAUGGUCAAAAGCCCGGCGGUUCCCCUCAACAAAAUCCUGUGCCUUAUCAGCAAUCUGACCAAUAUUACCCACAUGAAACUGAGAGGGAACCCACCUUUCAACAAGAACAAUAUGACCAUUGUAUGUAUGAGGAAGAAUACAACCAGCCUGAUAAUUAUUAUAACUCUCCACAGCAGUCACAUGGCCACAGGCGUCCUAGUUUACCAACUGACCACACUCAACUACAUGGUCGGCAAUCUCCACACUCGGCUCAGAAUUAUGGUACUCCAGGUUCAAACCAAGGAUCAGGAGGUUAUCCUCCAAGUGCCAAUGAUUUCUACCAAACAGAAAACCCCCAAAGAGAUUCAGACUUAGAUAACAGCCCCUAUACUCACCAAUCAAACAGGAAUGCUGCAAUGCAACAUUCUCCUGGGUCUCACAGAAGCAGGUCUCGAACUCGAAAAGGUUCCACAUCACCAAGGAAUGUAAACAAUGAAGAUUAUAUGCAAGAACACGAUGGAUAUGGUAGGGAUAUGCCACCAGUUGUUGACCAGAGAUAUCCUCCAGAAUAUUAUGACACUCCAAUGCAAGAACAAGAGUAUCCCUAUGCUUAUACUGAAGAUCUUCCCAUGUCACAGCCUUCUGCAAAUGUGACAAAUUCCCCAAGAGUACCUGGUACUGGGUCUCCUCUGUCCCAGAUUCCUUCUUCACCAGGCAGACACAUGCAGCAUUCUCCUACAAGUAACAUGCCUUCUUCAACAAAGGCACAGUAUACAGCAAACAAGUAUCAUCGCACACCUUCUCCUCACAUGGGUACACAGUCCAUUGGAACCGGCCAUUCCCCACACCAACAAAGAAUUAAUUCAAAUCAAAAUAUGAAAGGUCUUGACCAGAAAGCCACAAACUUCAAUGCUCAGGGUUACAGUGCCUAUUCUCCUACAAAAAUGGAGCAAUAUUCAACUGGUGAUUACAGCUCAUACCCUAUGCAAAAUGGCAAUAAUCAGUUUGAGGGUUACUCCCCUAAUGUGCCUCAAAUGGGCACUCAACACUUACAAGGUCACAACAAUGCCCAACCCCAACAAGGAAACCACAUGACAGCAUACUCCACCGAGUACAGCAACCAAGAACAAAGGCACAACUUCUGUCGUAAUAGCUACAGCUCUUCAAGUGCAAGAGCUGAACCGCAGGGACAAUACAACCCUGAGAAUGUAGACAACAGUUUCCAAGUGAAGACACCAUUGAAACAUGUUGACAGUAACACACCGACCAAAAGAGCACCAAGAUCACCGAAAACUCCUCUGGCGCUGCCUCUGGGGGUAAAACAGCCCCCCUCACCAUCUACAGUGGCAAGGGCCUUAAAAGUAGAUAUGAAGGAAAAGGCACCAACAGAAAACCAACAAUAUCCUCCCACAACCCAAACCAAAUCAAUGCUUCCGCCAAUUCCAAAGAAGGAAAUAUUUGUUACAUUUCCUGAUAAACAGAUGACAAAACAAUUUGUUGAUCCUAAUAUGGCGAUGAUGGACCUUCUCGUACAACUUGCUGCUAGCAAGAGGUUGAACCCGUCGGCUUAUGUGCUAGUAGCGAUAUCUGAACGUGACCGCGAACCCAUCGAUUACAAAGCUAACCAGCCGAUCGGUUUGGUGGAGAGUCACAGGGUGAAGUUGUUACCCAAGGAACAGAGUAAGACUCCACCUUACGCGGUAGGUACAGGCAACGACAAUAAGAUGGACAAACCUCUUCCGUUCGAGGAUAUAAACUUACCCCCUGGCAAAAUUUCUCCAGAUAAGGUCUAUGAGAUCUACCAGCCAGGACCUAAUCUUAUUUCACCUAACCAGAUGACGUAUCGACUGACCAUAAACUUGCCACAUGCUCAGAAAGUGGUGCGCAGGAUGAGCGCUAACCAUCCCUUGCACGAGUUGCACCAGAGCGUGUGUGAAGAGAAGAACCUCGACCCAAAUGUAUUUGUGUUGCAACGUCCAGACAAACCUGGAUCUGUGAUAAAUCUCAAAUAUACACUCCAAGAAUUAGGUCUUCAACAGCAUGAGCUCAAUCUUGUUCACAAAGCAUCAACUGAUCAUUACAUGUCUGUGCCAGAUCUGUCUGCAACCAGUUGGAUUGCAGACCCAACAAAGUCAAACCAAAGCCAGGGACCAUCAAAAAACUACAUCCACAUGCCACCCCCAAGAGAUUCUCAUAGAAAGAAAGGCUUCUUCUCUUUCUUAAGAAAAGACAAAAAGGACAAAUCACGCUCAUUAUCACCAACUUCUUUCAGCGAACUGGCUGAUACUAUCGAAAACUGGAUGACUUCCUUUUUUUCGGGAAACUCAGGUAAACAGCGGCCUUCCUCAAUGUUUUCGCCUGUCACAGAGAGCCUUGAAAAUUACAUGAAGAAGCCAAAGAAAUCUACCAAGAGCAAGCCUGCACCACCGCCACCAACAUCCACAGUGCCUGUUGGUGUUGCUAAUUCAGUUCAGAGCUAUGCAUCAAACACGUUACCACGGCCUGGCUCCAGCUCUUCCCAAGGUGAGACUUUCCAAAACACAGGCCACACUUUGGGUUACAGUAACCAGCCAGCUUAUGACUCAAGAUCCAGUUCGCAAUCGAGUGGUCGUAUUGAACCAGCUUCUGCAACUGGCAGCUAUAUCACUCCUCCUUCCCCUGAUGCACACCAGUUUUAUCCUUCUCCUCAGAGCCCACCCAAUGUAAAACAACAACAACCACAACUUCACUCUCAACCACCCCAUCUUCACACGCAGUCUGAAAUCAACAAGAUUGGAACUGAUUCUAUCACAUACAUGGAGAGCAACAAUGAUAAACACAUUACACAAAGAUCAUUGAAUGUUGCAGAAAUUCAUGAGGUACCACAAUCCAAGAGAAGUGUCCAGUUAAGCAAAACCUUAUCUGGUAUACAUAUACAAAAAACUGCAAAUGAUAUGUACGCUAGUCCUUAUAAAAAGCGUAAACCAGCUCCUCCACCACCACCAGGAGGACCUCAAGUUUCUCCCAGCAUUCAGAAUAUGCGCCGAAAAGUCUUUCCUAUACCCAGGCUGGAUUGUUCCUUAUACUCUGCACUGAGCACUUCCUUCAGAUCAUCCACUUCCUCACUGGACCCCAACUUUUAUUAUGAAAGCGAGUGCAAAACUCCAGUUAUUGCCAUCAAGACAGGCUCCUCAUUCAAAGAACACACAAUGUAUUCUGAUGUUCUAGAAUAUAACUUCAAAAAUGAUGAGAAGAAUCUUGAAGACCCUGACUUAAUUGCUGACACACCUGCACCCGAUGCAUGCACCUUAGUAGAUGGCACUGAUGGAAUGGCACACCCUGCAGACGCUUCCACCCUAGCUGCAACAGAUCUGUCUGAUAGUUUAGAAGAGCUGACUAAAAUACAGCGUCCGUGUUCCUUUGUUGCACCUCCUCCUCCCCUCACACCACCACCUUCUGAACCCCCAUCCAAUGUCCCAAGUCCCAUCACAGUAAUGGAGUAUGAUAAGGUUGACAAGAGUGUUGGCAUUGCUGAAGAUUCUCUGUCUUUGGCCGCUACUGAUGUUCCCCCUCCAGUCAAUGGGCACAACCGUAACCUCAGUAGAGAGAGCACCACCACCACCACCACCACCACCACCACCACGUCUUCCCUGGACCCUGGAGAAGACUUUGAUACUGCAUUCGAGGAGAGCAUAACCAGUGCCAAGGUUGUUAACACACACUCCGAAUAUUCCAAACAAACUCCUGAUAUGAAUGGGGCAGUUGUUACAGAAGUUGUAGCAGAGGAAUUGCAGUCAGACAUGGGACUCUUCGUUGAAUAUAGCAACAAUAUAACAGCUGAACAGGCAAAAAAUUUCCGACCGACAACACCUGUGCAUAAUUUAGGAAAUCCUGAUGGAAGUCAGUCACCAAGACCUCGCUUGACCACUGGAAAUGAACUUACUGAGGGAACAGCAAUAUAUCUUGGAAAACAUCGCAACUCAAUUGCGAGCGCCACAGAUGAUGACUUCAGUACAACGGACACUGUCACCUCUAAUAUAUCAAUGGGAGAAACGCUUUCACCGAAAUCUUUCAAGAAUGGGAAUCGGCGUAGGCAGAGUAUUUCGUCAGAAGGCAGCUUUACCACAGUUGGUAUGUCAGAAGAUUACAACAUAAAUGGCGUUCAUGACCAGUUGCCAAAUGGUGACACACUUAGUGAGGAAACGCGCAUGAUACCAGAAAUUGUAGAAACUGUUGAAACAGGGGCUCCAUAUGGCAUGGAAUCAUUUGUGCCCGAUAUGAAUCAUGUUGUUGAAAAUGAGGUGGAAACUCAUGAGGUCAAUGGAAUUGAAGAGGAAAUAGUCAUGUCGGUUUCUCAUGAUAAUGCUAGCCGGCCAGUGUUGGAAAGUAGUCCCUCGUUAGAACUAAGUAGGUCUUCAAGUGCUGCUGAAUUAGCACAGUACAUGAACAGUCCUAAAGAGGAACUGGUGUUGACAAAAGAGGAUCGGAAAUCUUUGGAUUAUCGUGGCUCCCCAAUGAUUGAGAAUCAGAGGAAACAGGAAGUGAAAGAAGAAAGCAAAAAGUUUUCCCCAUCAACUGAGAAGAGGUCUCCAAAGAUAAGGCUGGACGGGUACACUCUGUCAAUUGACUCCGAGUCAGAUACUAUUGACUCAGAAUCUACUCAAGAAGACAGCAUUCCAUUAGCUGCUCAAACAAAUCUGAAGAAGCAGAUUGAACGCUGGCAGAAGCAACUGCAAGAACACCUGAAUGAUAAUAGUGGUUUGUACACGGCACAAGAACAAGAGAAACUCAGAGAGAAGGUUGACCAAUGGAACAAACAAUUGAAAGAACUCAACGUAGCAGAUUCUUCUGGGUUUAGACUGCUUGAACAGAAAGUUAUGAAGCAACAGAUAGAACUUUGGCAAAGGAAGUUGUCUGCAAAAGAACGCCAAAGUGAUGGUGCAAAGAAAUACAAAGAACAAGAAAUCGAAUUUUUGAAGAAACAAGUUCAAGUUUGGAGACAAAAAAUUAAAGUCAUUGAGAAAAGUUCCAGCCUUUACACUAUAGAAGAGAGAGAGGUUCUUCAAGAACAGAUUGAUCUGUGGCAGAGCCAGCUUGAUAAAAAAGGUUCUGACACAGAUAGUAGCACCAAAGAACAGAAUCUUCUUCGGCACCAAAUUGAAGUGUGGAAGAAAAAUUUGAAGGAUAAGAAAUUUGCAGGACAUUCUUUCAGUGCCCAAGAACAAGAUAUCUUGAGAAGACAGCUGAUUGUUUGGCAGAAGCAACUUCAUUGGUACAAGGAUGGAGAUCCUUCUAGUCAGAGAGAGAUCUUGAAAGAACAAGUGAAUGUUUGGCACUCACAACUGCAGGAUGUCCAGAGCCACCAAGAUAAAGAUAGCAAAGUGGAGCAGGACAUCUUAGAACAACAAAUUGAAUUGUGGCAGAAUAAGAUGAAUGAAAAGAAUUCUGGAAGUGAAGACCUUGUGAUGAAACAAAUUGACAUCUGGAAGAAACAAACACGAGACAAUCAGAACUCUGAUAAUGAUUUCCUGGUGAUAGAACAGAAACUUCUUCAAAGAGAAAUUCAACUCUGGAAUAAAAAGCUGAAUGGCAUUGAUAUUGAAUCUGAGACUUUCUUGGCUGAAGAAAUGGAUGUUCUUUGUGAUAAAAUUGACCUCUAUCAGAAGAAGUUACAGAAAAGCAAUGAAACCAAUUCCACAGUGGAACCUAUUGAACAGGACCUUUUAAAGUUACAGGUUGAUCUUUGGCAGCAGAAGCUAACAGCCAUGCAAGAAAGGAAAGAAUCCUUACAGAAAUAUAAUGAAGAGCAACAAAAUAUUCUAAAGUUUCAGAUAGAAUUGUGGCAAGAUAAACUUGCUCACCAAAAUAUUGAUACUAACUUCAGAGGCACAGAGCUGAAAGGAUCAGAGUUGUUAGCUAAAGAGAUUGAUAUUUGGCAGCGGUGGCUUGAUGUGAAGAGAGAAAAGAAAGAGACGAGGAUAAAAUUCAAAUCACUUAAUGAAGAACUCCAGAAAGAUCAAAUCCGUCUGUGGCAAGACCAUCUUGACAUUAUCAAGAAUAACACAUUAGGGUACACUGAGGAAGAACGGGAGAUUUUGAUGCAGCAAAUUGAACUUUGGCAGAGGGGUCUUGUAGAGAACAAAGACAAGAAGAUAAUUCACCUUGCUGCAGAGCAGGACAUUUUAAAGAAGUAUAUUGAUUUGUGGUACACCAAAAUGAAACGAAACUCUGACACAUCUAUUGGAGAGGAGGAGUCUGAGGUGAGAGAACAGAUUUCUAUUUGGAAAAAACAACUAAAACUGUUUACUGUAGAAGAGACCCCCUUACCACAUUCUGUUCAGCAGGAUAUCCUAAACCAACAAAUUAUGGUCUGGCAGAAGAAACGAGAAAAGUGCCAGACAGAAAAAGACACUGAUGAGCUGGGGAAAAUUGAGAGUGAAAUUCUUCAGCAACAGAUAGAACUUUGGCAAAAUGACUUAUUAGAUUAUGAGAAGAGUCAAAAUCAAAAAGAAAAUGUUCCUCAGAAACAGAUAAAAUUGUUACAGAGAAAACUCUCUAAAACUGACAAAGAUGUCAACCCUGAAAUAACUGCUCAGGAAAACGCAAUCGUCAACCGUCAAAUUGACUUGUAUACAAAAAUGAGCAGCCUUGAUGAGGAUUACAAUGCUGAGUAUAUCACGGAUGAACAAGAGAUUCUGGAAAAACAGAUUGAUCUUGCACGUCUCAAGUUGUCUCAAACUGAUGGCAAUUCCUAUUAUUCAGAAACAGAGUAUGACCUUUUGCAGAAACAGGUGAAUCUGUGGCACCGCCAACUGAUUGCAAUCCAGCAUCGUUUGAAUAUUCGAAAGAAAUUAGCUGUACAGGAACAAAAUUUGCUGAAGGAACAAAUAUCUUUGUGGGAAGCCAAGUUGAAAACUCACCUUGGUCCUAGUUCUCACACUGAAGAACAGAAAGCUAUGCAAGAGCAGUUGGAAAUAUGGCAGCAACAACUUGAAGAUCACAAGACUUCUAUAUUAAACAAAGGUUCCAAUGUUAAAGAAGACCCUCUUGCAGACAAAAUGGCUCAGAUGCUAAAAAGCCAAGAGGAGAUAAUUCAAAGUUUCCAAGAGGGCUUGAAACACCUUCCAGAGAAUUUGAAGAAUCAAGUGAGAUCAUCACCAUCAUCUCCUCAGACAAAGGUGCGUUCAUCCAAAGGUAUAUUGCCCCCUCCUCCAGAACUUCCACAAAGACCAGUUUCACCCAAAGAGAUUAAACCCCAAAUAAAGCCUAUUACAAACUUUCCUCCUCCACCAGAGACAUUCAGUAACAAAUCACAGAAGCAGAAAGAAAACUCAAAAACCAAAAGUUCAAACAAUUCAGUUCCACCAGUUCCUCCGAAACCAGGGACCCCUCCACCAAAACUUCCAUUUACAGUGAAUCUGAAAAAAGUUGGACCACCAAAAGAGAAUUCUCCUCCAAUAAAAACAGAGGUGAAUUUCUUUCGAAAACAAAAUGAUACAGAAGUUAGUGGUGUUGUCCGAGCUGUUCCUGCUAUGGUUGUAUUGAAGCCACCCUCAGUAGCGCCAAAACCAAAACGGAAGUUACCAGAACCAGAACUCACACCUCGUGAGCAAUUAUUAAUGGAAAUCAAAAAUUCAAGCCGGAGUAAUCUGAAAGGGAACACUGUAUAUAAAGAUGGCAGUUAAUCUAAGGUGAAGUUAAAGGACACCAACUGGUCCAAAGAUAGCCAGUCUUGAAUAUCCAGAGUAUUAGAUAGAUGAAACAGCAUGUAGAAAUCACCAGAGGGCGCUGUUAUCAGACAAUUCUUUCACACAUAAACUUCUGAUUCUUCCUAUAUACUCCUAUAACAAUUCUCUUUCAGAUAUGGAAACUUAGAACCUGACCAAAGUUCCUCUGCCACCAUUGGCUUUAACUCAGUUAUGUAAAUACACCUGGAACAUCUAUCUACCUACCUACUUUCCUAGCUAUUUGCCUACCUGCCUAGCUAGCUAACUGCCUACCUUACCAAUUUACUUCCUCCCUGUCCUUGGCCACUUCUAAAUACUUAGCCUUGUGUUCUUUUAGAAGUGAUCGGUGAACUAAUCUUGAGAAAUAACAACAACACUUAAUGGCUCUGUAAGCAUGUUUAAUUGUUGUUUAAACAUUGAAUGAAAAUAGAUAAAAAGAAAUUUAAAAUACUAAAAAAAAAAAUAUCUUAAAAAUAAAUGGUUCGGAAUUACCAAAUUUUCUCUAAUCAGUUCCAAUUAUAGGAAGAUUCUAAAAUCUGUCCUCAUGACUGGGUCAUUACAGAAAUUGACCUAUGAGAGAAGAAUGGCACAGACAGACAGAGUGGACAAACAGCAAUAUAUUUAUGAAAUAAGGCUGUGGUCAGGAUCUAAAUACUGAAGAUUUUUGUUUAAUUAUUCUUGUGGGAACAUACACAGAAUAUUCAAGAGAAAAACAGUUCUAUUGUAGAGACUUCCAUGAAAAUCUAAUCUUUUUACUUGUGUCUUCGACAAAUGUAUUAGGGCAAAGGAGUAGCAGACUCUGUAAAACGAUAGAUUAAAAACUUGUAUUUAGUUAUGUAUGUUGUGAGUUCAAAACCUUAUCGGGGUCAGCUUUACCGAGUGAUCCUUUAAAGGGACAAUAAAAUAAAACAUCAGUCAAUUACUGAGGUCAACACAAUUGAUUUACAUUUCCCCCACCCUUGUUUCCCCUUGCCAAAAGAAAAAAACAAUUUUGCUGUUUUGCAAAAUUAGAAAUUGUAAUUUUCUAUUUUUUUUUUUUUUUUAUAAAUUAAAAUAUGGACUGUAAGACUGAACUGAAAUGAAAUAAAUUUAAUAAUAUGAUAUAAACAAAAAAAUAGAAGUACAAAAUACUACAGUGUAUGAGGUAAUUUUAAAAAAAUUCAACUAAUACCUGAAUAAUGUGUGUGUGUGUGUGUGUGUACAUAUAUACGAAGGGGUGGGGCUGAAAAGUUUCUGGCUUUGGGUAAAAGAAAAUACAGGAGGAUCAGUUAUGGUUUUAUUCAACAUAUUUCCCUCUCAGAGUCAGUGGUCCUUCAGUUUUUCUAAACCCUGUAAAAGAACUCCAAAUGUUAAGCCUCCAACUAGGACCUUUGUGAUACCCUUAAAGCCAGGAACUUUUCAACACUGCUUCAUAUAUAAAAAUGUAUGCAAACACACAUACACACACACAUAUUUCAUAUGCACCAGAAAUACACGUUAUUAUAAUAGUCAAAUCCUGACCACCUUAUACAAUUUUCUAAGGCAUUGCAUAACUUCUUUUACAUUGGCUGUCAUAAUUAUUACUAUUAAAUGCAUCGUUAAUGAUUUAUUUCCUCUAAUAUCUGUCUGGAAUCUUUCCAGCUGUCCAGAAUGCUGUGUACUCAGUCAAUUUGAUAUACAUACAUACAUACAUACCAUAACUAACACAUAUAUGCAUACACGGAUAUAUGCAUUGAUAUAUAUAUUUAUAACAAAAUAGGGUUGAGGUAUAACCUCCACCACGAAGAACAUUAUUGUUGUAAUAUUCAAGUUAAAUAAACAUCUGAAGUGACUGUGGAAUUAUUUCACAUUUACAUUGUUACUAUA
Messenger RNA from Octopus bimaculoides (California two-spot octopus), 10587 nucleotides. RefSeq lists its product as uncharacterized. NCBI's taxonomy places the organism in Eukaryota, Metazoa, Mollusca, Cephalopoda, Octopoda, Octopodidae. The record is from RefSeq and is a predicted model, not a curated record. Gene Ontology annotation, molecular function: actin monomer binding.